ACCAUUUGCCAAUGUUUCCUUCUCAUUCUACAUGAAUGAGUGUUAUUCUUAGCAGUCUCUUUCACUACAUAGAAACAGAGGCAGGAAACAGAAGGAAAACAUUCAUUCCACCUAUCCAGUGCUUCUACAUGAAAUCAUUUGGAAACUCACUGGCCCUUGUGGGUGGUGUUAUUACUGAGCCAGCUUUCCCUCAGCAUUCCAUUCAAACUCUCUAGUCCAGUUCCAGCCAGCCACCAGCCUGCAGACACUGCCAGUAUAGCUCCGGUACUGUCAUGAAGACAACGACUGCAGGUUUGCUGCUUCUAAUUCUGUUCCUUUGGGAUACGGCCUUGUUUGGAUUUGUGGAGGCUAGUCAACAAAAAUCCUCUGCUUUUAAAGCAGGUCAUUGUCCUCGAAAGUUAAAGGUGAAUCCUUCAAAGAGGGGCUGUCUGUGUGAUGAAGACUGUCCAGGUGCAGACAAAUGCUGUGUAUAUGACUGUGGAGCUGUUUGUGUCCCCCCAGCUUUCAGAAAGCCAGGUGUGUGCCCAUCAAUAAAAUGGGGAGCAGGAAUCUGCGCCGAAUACUGCUCAGAUGACAGUGACUGCCCAGGCAAGGAGAAGUGCUGCAGCAAUGGGUGUGGCCAUCAGUGCACAGCCCCACACACAGUGAAGCUGGGAAGAUGUCCACCUCCUAAAGGGACUUUGAUGUGUGCCGAAUUUUGCUACCAUGAUGGCCAGUGUCCUGGAGAGGAAAAGUGCUGCAAAACUACAUGUGGGCAUGCUUGCACCAAGCCUUGUUAGAACUGCUGUCCUUGUGCCAGAGCACAGACUAAGGGAAGGAAGAACCAGUUACGGGAAAAUGCAUUUUCAGUUCACCAAGCAAUCAACAACUUGACAAAUGGCAUGCAAAGUGUUUAUAUAUAUAUAUUUACAAUUUUUGCUUUUGCUUUGAGCUCUGCCUUGAUUUCAUUAAUGAUGCAGAAACUAGCCCUGAAAGGGUUUACAGAGGACUUUUUUUUAUAUAUGUAUGUAUCAAAGGAAAGCUCAUCUGCACUCAGUGCAACUAUUUUGUAUGAAGUGUUGAAUGGUAUUCCAAAUGUUACAUACUAAGUAGAAAGCUAAAAUGAAGUUGAAACGUGCUAAAAUGAAGUUGGAAUGUAAUUGCUGAGUGCAAAGGAUACAUUAUCCAUGCGACUGAUUCUAUACUACUGGGCUAAACAAACUUGAAUUUUUCCAUUUGUUAGAAGCGUUUCACUCAAACAAUUUUGUCAAGUAUGUAAUAUACAAGUACUGUGCAUAGCUUUCAGUUAGUUCAGCUCUGUGCAAUUUUUGGUUUAUAUUAAAAAGGUUCAACAGUA
Messenger RNA from Protopterus annectens (West African lungfish), 1336 nucleotides. RefSeq names its product perlwapin-like. Gene Ontology annotation, biological process: antibacterial humoral response; innate immune response. Gene Ontology annotation, molecular function: peptidase inhibitor activity. The record is from RefSeq and is a predicted model, not a curated record. The transcript has 4 exons. Bases 273 to 779 code for a protein of 168 amino acids. NCBI's taxonomy places the organism in Eukaryota, Metazoa, Chordata, Ceratodontiformes, Protopteridae. Gene Ontology annotation, cellular component: extracellular region.